UUUGCACUCUCGCGUACUAUGGUCGCCGAGAUGUACAUCGUCGCGGCGAUUGCGGUCGUCUCCAUCCUUGGCCUCGUCAUUGUGGUGCGCAUCAUGGCACACUUCCACCACAAGCAACACGCUGCGCUCUCCACGCAACUCGACCACCUCCGAGGUCUCAAGCGCGAGGACAUUGAAGACGCGUCCCUGGAAGAAACCAAGUGGGUCUGCACGAGCUGUGUCUUUGCCAAUUCGAGCUCAAGCGACGCGUGUAUGCUAUGCACAACGUCUCGAGCCAUCGCGACGGGGCCGCCACAACAGCCGCGUUGGCUCAGCACCAUCCAACUCGGCGCCAGACAACGCACGCAGUGGCAGCGCGCCAUUGACGUCUAUGGCAACCCUUACUGGCGAUGUGAUUCUGCACAAGCCGCGGACGGCUGCUAUGUCGUGAGUACGAAGGACGGUAUUAGCUAUACACUACAGCCCCUCACCGAUGCGAGUGCUCGCAUCAGCCAGUACGGCGAACACAUACCAAGCUGGUGGUUCCCGCGCUGCCAAGAGAUUGCAAGCUGGACCUUUCACCUCAAGUACGCGUGGCUACACUCCCAGAUCCACAAUUUGCUGCACGGCUACGCCCAAGUUCGCGUCUACCGCGACAGAAUAUUUGAAGAGUCGAUUCCACUCCUGCUUCUCAUGACAGCCAAACACCUCUGCGCUGCAACGCGCGUCAUGAUGCUUGGCGAGAGCGGCGUCGACGCUGGUGGCAUCCAGCGCGAGUGGUACACUGUUCUCACAACCGCCGUCUUCGACCCCGCCAAAGGCCUCUUUGUGCUCGCCACCGACUUUGCAUACGCUCUCAACCCGACCUCGGCGACCGCGUACGGCCCCGACCACCUCCUCUGCUACCGCGCGAUCGGCCGCCUCCUUGGCCGCGCGGUCCUCGACGGCCAAGUCCUCCCGUGCCGCCUCGCGCUUCCGCUCUUCAAAGCCAUUCUCGGCACGCCACUGAGCCUCCAAGACGUCCGGUACCUCGAUACGCAAACGUACAGCAGCCUGCAGUACCUUCUGGAGCACGACGUGUCGGAGCUCGGACUGGACUUUAGUGCGGCUAUGCCUGCGACGCUGGAGGUGGUCGACUUGGUGCCGAAUGGUCGGCAGAUCGCCGUGACCAACGACAACAAGGCGUCGUACGUCGACUGCAUGGUGCGGUAUUUGCUCUUUGACCGCGUCGCCGUGCAGCUCACGAGCCUUCUCAAAGGCGUGUACGAGGUACUACCGCAAGAACUGCUCAUGCCGUUCGACUACAAGGAGCUGGAGCUCGUGCUGUGCGGUGUCGCAGAGGUCGACGUGGCCGACUGGAAGGCGUCGACGAGCGUCUCGACGACCUUGCGGCGGUCCGAGAGUCUCAACUGGUUCUGGGACGUCCUCGAGCACGACAUGAGCCGCGACGACCGGUCGAAACUGCUGCAGUUUACAACGGGGUCGUCGCGCGUGCCGGUGCAGGGCUUUCGGGGCCUCACGAGUUACGACGGGACACUCUGUCCGUUCUCGCUCCAAGCCGUGGCGUAUUCCGUCGGUGUGUUGCCCAAGGCGCACUCGUGCUUCAACCGGCUCGACUUGCCACUGUACCCGACGCGGGCCCUCAUGCACGAGGCGCUCUUUGCGUUGACACGAUUGGAGUCGGCGGCGUUCACCCUCGUAUAGCAAAAACUAGGGUUGUAUAAUUAUGACGGUGUGCAUUCCUGGC
Saprolegnia diclina VS20 is the source of this 1726-nucleotide messenger RNA. RefSeq lists its product as hypothetical. The transcript has 6 exons. Lineage: Eukaryota; Oomycota; Saprolegniomycetes; Saprolegniales; Saprolegniaceae. The record is from RefSeq and is a predicted model, not a curated record. Bases 19 to 1683 code for a protein of 554 amino acids. Gene Ontology annotation, molecular function: ubiquitin-protein transferase activity.